AUGGCUAAUACUAUGAGCCCCAUAUCUACCAACAGUCCUAUCCUUUUGGCGGAGAACAAGGCCCUGAACAUUGUCUGCAACUUCACUAACCAUGACCAACACGUGCUGGUCAUCUGGAAGUACAAAGAAGAUGUUGAAUACAACUCUUUCUCGGAUGAAGACAAACAACGAAUUAGUAUCGAUCCUAAAGACGGCUCUCUUUUCAUCUCAAAAGCCAAUAAAAAGUACUAUUCAUUGAGGAAUCACGUGAAAUAUUAA
Molecule: messenger RNA, 258 nt
Organism: Oppiella nova
Lineage: Eukaryota; Metazoa; Arthropoda; Arachnida; Sarcoptiformes; Oppiidae
Source: the annotation of a GenBank genome assembly